UGUGUGUGUGUGUGUGCAUUGUUUCUCCUUACCUGUCUUUAUGUGUCACAGAAAGAGGCGAAGUGCAGAGCUCAGAAUAAAGCGCAGAAAAAGGCAGGAUUAUACACAUGGCAGGUUAGAGAAAGGAAGAGAAGGAGAGGAUGGGAGGAAAAAGCGACAGAGAGUGGCUUAAGACUACAGAGGCGAGCACCCUUUGUUGCUGACUUCAGCUGUGAUGGAUGGCUUAUGUUUAGGGGAAGAGUGAAGGAGUCCUUCAAUGCACUACCAUAAAAUUUGCAGAACCGCUGAGGAUGUUCUUUUUCACUGAUCAAACUUUUGUCUGACAAACGAGGAACCUGGACUUCAAGGAAAGUGAAGAGGAAGGUCAGUGUAUUCAAUGUGAUCCAAACAUAGUGGAGCCAAAGAAGGUGCAAGGACAAAACCCCAGGGAAAGCUAGUCAGGGGGGACCAGGUGAUUGAGUCUUCAUGGUGAAUAACAAGUCAAGCAAGAACAGGAGUGAGGCUGGAUGAGAGAGCACUGUUCAACAAGAGAGAGAGAGAGAGAAAAAGAGAGAAGGAGAGGGUCGGCUGCAGAAGUGGAGAUAAGCAGUCGAGAACAAAACUAGUCUACAGUGAAAGAGAGGUUGAAGCCGGAUUCUGCACUAAAGAGAGAACAAGGUUGACUCAAGUCUUUGCUGCCUGAUUAGAUGGGGAGAGGUAGUGGUGGAGGAGAGCCGGGAGACUCGAUCAACAGAAAGUGAGAGCCCGUGAGAGAAGGAGAGAGAGAGAAUUACAAGAGGACGCUUGGCGAAAGAAGCCUCUUAAAUCUGGGAGCUGGAAUUACAGCCGCAGAAACUGCAGAGGGGAAGCCACAAAACCACAGUGAAGAUGCCUGCUAAUGGGAACGGUCCCUUGAAGUUGCAGUUUGGUCUAAUCAACCAUGAGGGUCGCUACCUCACUGCUGAGGCCUUUGGCUUCAAGUUGAAUGCGUCAGCACCCAGCCUGAAGAAGAAGCAGAUAUGGACUCUCGAGCAGGACUUUCAGGACACCCAGCUGGUCUACUUGCGCAGCCACUUGGGACGCUACCUGGCCUCUGACAAGGAUGGCAAAGUCACCUGUGAGUCUGAUGGGCACAAUUCCGACUGCCGCUUCCUCAUCGUGGCUCAAUCAGACGGUCGCUGGGCCCUGCAGUCUGAGCAGCAUCUCCGCUUCUUCGGUGGCUCUCAGGACUACCUGUCCUGCUUUGCCCAGGUAAUCACAGAUGCCGAGCUGUGGGCAGUGCACCUGGCUCUACAUCCGCAGGCCAACCUGCUGUCUGUGGCCCGCAAGCGUUACGCCCACCUCUCUAUGGAGGAUGGGGAAAUCGCUGUGGAUAUGAACAUUCCCUGGGGUGUGGCAGCGCUCCUUACACUUGUCUACCUGGAUGGGAAGUACUGCCUUAAGACCUGUGACAGCCGCUUCCUCAGCAAUGAUGGGAAGCUCCUGACGCAGAGUGGGAGGGCCACGGCGUACAUGCUGGAGCUGAAGUGUGGGAAGCUGGCCUUUAAAGACUGUGAGGGGAAGUAUUUGUCUCCCAUGGGGCCUACGGGCACCCUGAGGUCUGGACGGUGCUCCAAGCCGGGCAAAGAUGAACUGUUUGACCUAGAGGAGAGCCAUCCACAGGUGGUUCUGAUGGCCGCCAAUGGGCGAUAUGUCUCCAUAAGACAAGGAGUAAGUCUUGCAGCCAAUCAGGAAGAUGAGACAGACAUGGAGACGUUUCAGAUGGAGAUCGACAAGGAAACCAAGAAGUGUACGUUCCGCACCAGCCAAGGGAACUACUGGGACUUGGUGGCCCACGGAGGCAUCCAGAGUUCUGCCACUGAAGUGUCAGCAAACACCAUGUUUUCAGUGGAGUGGCUUGGCCACAAGGUGGCAUUAAAGGCUAACAAUGGAAAAUACAUCUGCACCAAGAAAAAUGGCCAGCUACUGGCUGUCAGUGAUUCCAUAGGCGAGGACGAACAGCUUACUUUGAAACUGAUCAACCGACCCAUGCUGAUCCUGAGAGGAGAGAACGGAUUCAUCUGCCAUCACAAGAACUCCAACACACUGGAUGGCAGCAGAUCGGUCUACGACAUUUUCACCCUGCAAUUCAGUAAUGGGGCGUACCACAUUAAAGGCGUGGAUGGCCGGUUCUGGUACGUGAACAGUGCUGGGCUGGUGUGCUCAGACGGUGAGGCCCCUGAGGAUUUUGCUCUGGAGCUCGUAGAGCACCGUCGCCUCGCCAUCCGUGGCAAGAACGGCAAAUACUUGCGCGGAGACCAGGGAGGCACGCUGAAGGGAGACGGACUCAGCCUGAGCAGCUCAGCCCUGUGGGAGUAUUGAUACAUUCCAAUAUUAGUCCUAACUCAUCGCUGAGUUGAUCGGCUGCUAUUCACCAAUCAAGAGCCAACAUCAAUGCUUUAACUAAAGUUAAACUCUGUGGCACUUUGAGGGGGAAGGCAGUUACUCAUUAGUGAGGAGUUACUGCCUGUACUGAUUUUAAUCCCACUUAUUUUUCUCCUUUUUGUUAAAAAGAGGUCGCAACAGAGAACUCACAGAGAUAACUGAACCAAACGGCAUGCAAAAGUGCAAGAAGAACUGCAGCCAAGACAAAUUGUGUUUUGAUUUAAUCCCUAAUCUCAAAACAGCAAAAAGUAGUGUGAAUGAACAUUAGAGUUUUUGUGUUGUUCCUUUUAGAUUUUUUUUCAAUGAGCAUCCGUUGUCAGACCUAAUUAGGCUAUCUUCUGAAGCUAAAAAUCCUCCUUUGGAUAAAUACAUGUAGAUUUCUCAAUGUCAUGAACCCCUGCAGAUGUAAAGCUAAGCAUCACCGUGACAUACUGUACAGCUCUAUCUUUUCAUUGCAUCCUCUUUCUCCUUGUGUUUAUCUUCCAAACCUUUCUAUCCCUACUUUUGACAGCAAUACAACAAAUGGUAACACAGGAGUGUAAUGACACUCAUCCAGUUUAAAGGACAAUAAAUCAGGGUGGCAUUUGAGACAGACGUAGUCCCCAUUACCAGUGAGGUCACCUUUUAGCGGUCUUUAGCAUGGUAUUGCUGUCUGAGGAUGUUUAUUAGUUUAUUAUCUGUAGGAACAGUAGAAGACUGUAACUUAGACUCAUGUUGGCUACAUAUACAUGGUAGCAGUACUAGUCUAUAUACACAACGUUCUACUAUCUGAGUUUUCUGUUGCACGACUAAAACAACCUUUGAACGUACAUGUUCCACCAAAACAAG
Molecule: messenger RNA, 3231 nt
Organism: Sander lucioperca (pikeperch)
Lineage: Eukaryota; Metazoa; Chordata; Actinopteri; Perciformes; Percidae
Gene: fscn2b
Product: fascin actin-bundling protein 2b, retinal
Exons: 7
Coding region: 868-2340 (490 amino acids)
Biological process (GO): actin filament bundle assembly; cell migration; establishment or maintenance of cell polarity
Cellular component (GO): cytoplasm; actin cytoskeleton
Molecular function (GO): protein-macromolecule adaptor activity; actin filament binding
Source: RefSeq, a predicted model, not a curated record